Stegodyphus dumicola is the source of this 2040-nucleotide messenger RNA. Its product is annotated as major facilitator superfamily domain-containing protein 6-like. Gene Ontology annotation, cellular component: membrane. Lineage: Eukaryota; Metazoa; Arthropoda; Arachnida; Araneae; Eresidae. Gene Ontology annotation, molecular function: transmembrane transporter activity. The record is from RefSeq and is a predicted model, not a curated record.
ACGCAACCUUAUUACCAACUUCGUCCACUGUGAAAGAAUUGUGUAAACUGCAUUGCUGAAAACGGUUUUAGUGUUUUGGCCGUCUCCAUAGCAAGGAACAGGAUUGACAACUUAUCUUCAACUUUUGAAUAAAUGAUAUCAGAAAUGGAAUUUCUAAAAAUCAACAGAGAUUUACUUCCUCUCAAAAUUCACUAUAUGAUGCUUCAUGGAGCUAAUGCUGGAGUCGUCUUCUUCUUACCUGUGUAUGCAAAGCAACUGGGAAUAUCAGCCAACGCUGUAGGAAUUAUUUAUGCUGUUAUUUUUUCAAUAACAGCAAUUACAAGUCCUUUUAUCGGAAGUCUAGUUGAUCAUUUUCAAAAGAUGAAAUCAGUACUUAUAUUUUUGAUGUUUAUAAGCAUUUCAGCAGUGUUAAGUCUUAAUUUCAUACCAUUACCCACAAAAAUGAAUGUGAACAUCACCAACAUUACACUAUUAUGUUACGAAACAAAUUCUUAUUUGGUUGACUACGAAGGCCGUAACUGUGGACAUGGCAUAUGCAACUCUACAAAUAACUGCAAUUCAUCCUGUGUUUUAUUUAAAUCAAGAAGCAAAGAUUACGCCAAAAACGAGGAAGGAAAUUUUAUAAAAAUAGUGGGCGAAGGAGUCUUUCAUGAGAGUUUAUUCAACAAUUAUACAAAUUCUACUAAAAUCUUCUUGAAAUGCUCUCUUGGAGAUAGUAUUUGUGCUGAAAACUGCCACUCUACAGAAUAUUUUGAUCAAACUAGUGAAACCAACCAGCUACAGCAGUUAUGCUUGUUCAGUGGUCUAGUAGCUAUAGCUUAUACAGCUUACGGCUCUCUAAUUUCUUUAUCUGACGCAGCAUGCUACAAUGCACUUGGCACGCAGCCUCAUUUGUAUGGUAAACAACGUAUGUGGGGCACCAUAGCCUGGGGCCCUCUCUCUGCGUUAAUAGGCUUUUUGAACGAUAUAUUUACAGGAACGUCAAAUGUCUAUGAUUUUUCGGCCGGUUUUUACUUAUUCGCCAUUCUUCUUAUUAUAGAUAUGCCAAUUGUGAAUAAAUUGCAUUUAAAGCCUGCAGAAAGAUCUAAGAACAUCUGUAAAGAUGUUGGAAAACUGCUUGUAAAAUUAAGAAUAAUUUUAUUCAUUCUGUGUUGUUUUUUUAUAGGUACUGCUACUGGUUUAUCACGAACGUAUUUAUUUUGGUACUUGCGAACUUUACAUGCAAGCCAACUAAUUUUAGGUUUAGUCGUUGCAGUCAUGUGCUUCUUGGGUGAACUGCCAUUUUUCUUUUUUUCGGGAUGGAUCAUUAACAAAAUAGGACACGUGAAUACAUUCCUUAUGGCUUUUAUAGCUUUUGGAUUAAAAUUUAUAUUUUAUUCAUUUUUAACGAACCCAUGGUUGGCUCUUCCUAUAGAGAUUUUACAAGGAGCUUGUUAUGGGAGUUUCUAUGCUGCAAUGACUUCCUAUGCCAAGAUAGUCGCUCCAAAAGGAACUGAAGCUACGGCUCAAGGACUCGCUAGUGGAGCAUUUGAAGGUUUAGGUAUCGCAGCAGGAAGUUUACUAGGUGGUUUUGGUUUCACCUUUCUGGGUGGACGAAAGACUCUUUUUUGGGCUGGAGUGUUGUGCAUAUUUUGUGGUCUAUUGCAUUAUGCUAUCCAUAUGACGACGAACAGCAAAAACACAGAUCCAGGUAAAUAAAGAUAGAGUGCAUGUGUCGUGAAUUUUGCAGCUUUCACUCAAGAAAAUAGAAAGAAUAUUUUGUCAGGGGGGAGGAAGAAAUGAAACUGUAAGUUGAGUCAAAGCCUUCAUUUAGAUAAUUUCAUUUUAUGUAAAUUUCAUUUGCAAUUCAUAAUUUAUAUAAGAACUAAUUAUGUUAAAGCAUUUGGUGAGAUUCUAAAAAGAAAAAAAUUGAAGAUGGAAUCUUUGAUAUUUUGCUAACAACCUGUAUUUGCGAGAAAUUUCUAAAAGUUUUAUUAAUUGCCUCUAAGCAUCAUUUGAGGAAGAAUGAUCGCCAUUUCACAUUCAUGUUGGAUUCUAUCA